Molecule: messenger RNA, 1273 nt
Organism: Mytilus trossulus (common blue mussel)
Lineage: Eukaryota; Metazoa; Mollusca; Bivalvia; Mytilida; Mytilidae
Exons: 4
Coding region: 41-1030 (329 amino acids)
Source: RefSeq, a predicted model, not a curated record
AGUACUAUCUACUAUAACUAUAAAUUCUAUAACAGAUAAAAUGUCACCAACAGAACUUCAAAACACAACAAAUAGAUCAUUUUACAAUACUGUGAGUGAAACUGUUGUAAGUACUGACAUACAAACUCAAAGACUGACAGACAUCAAGCCAUCAACAAGCAUUCACAAUGAAGCCAUCGAUACAAAUAGAAAAGAAACAGGUUUUUCAUCCAAAGAAAAGCUAGUGUACUAUGGCCUGUUAGCUGGUGGUCUUGUCUUAGUGUUGUGCUUGUCAGUAACAUGUAACAUUUGUAUUAUUCACAAAUACAAAACAGGACACUUGAAUGUGCAGCUAGACAAAACUGUAAAUGAAAAUGCACACAAUGCGUCUAAAGAUAUCGAAGAUCUCUCAUCAAAUUACGAAUCCAUAUGCGAAAGCGAAAUGAUCCCAAAUGUAUCAAAAUUACAGACAGAAAUUUCUGUUGGAGCAGCACAUCCCCAUAAAAAUAAGUCCGAUAACAAUUCUGCAACGUCUGAAAGAUCGUACUUAGAAGUCAUUGCCGAUAACAUUUACAUCAAUCCUUGUCUUCAUUCAAAAGAAAAUGGCGAAUCUGAUAGUUCGCAUAAAGUUUCUUCACCAGAAUAUGGAGAAGCAUCAAAGAAAGAUGAGAACAUUUCUGAUUUUGAUUCUUACACAGAUGAGUUUGGUCACAAAGAACUUACAAACUCUGAAGCCUCCGUGAAUAAGAGUAUCCGUAACAUCGAUGCGUUAGACAGUUUUCCUCCUGCAUUUUGUGCAGGUGAACUCAGUAAUGAACGAUUGAGCAGUCACGAUGAAGUAUAUGUUUAUUGCAAACCAAACAAAGAAGACUCUUUGUCGAUGGUAAACUUUGCUGAAUUAUCAGAAACAGGAAGUCCGGUAGUCGAUCGCGAUCCACAUAUCGUACUACAAAAUGAUGACGGACAAAUCAAUCCUUAUGAAAAUCUUUCAAGAAUCGAUAAAAAUGAUGUUCACGACUACAAUACUUGUAUUGUUCCACCAAGAUAUUGAAAUUUGUAAAUAUGUUACCUUUGCUGCCGAAAUAAUUAGAACCAGAACGGUUUUUAAAACAAUAUUUAUGAUUCUAAAUAUUCAUAAUAAAAUAAAAAAGGAGAAAAAACCAAAAGAGACAUUAAUAAGUCAUUAGUCGAAAAAAAACCCCAUGAAAACGCCAUAACUCUGAAAUAAAAAUACCAACGACCAAUAACAGUACACAAGAAACAAGAUAGAAAACUUUUACGACUAAGCAACACG